Messenger RNA from Exaiptasia diaphana, 3052 nucleotides. RefSeq names its product Down syndrome cell adhesion molecule-like protein 1 homolog. NCBI's taxonomy places the organism in Eukaryota, Metazoa, Cnidaria, Anthozoa, Actiniaria, Aiptasiidae. Gene Ontology annotation, molecular function: protein binding. The transcript is spliced from 10 exons. Bases 1027 to 1983 code for a protein of 318 amino acids. The record is from RefSeq and is a predicted model, not a curated record.
AAUCCGCUUGUAAAGAUUACCGCCGGAGAAGAUUAUCUGGAGUAAUAUGUGGAAAGCAACCUGUUUUUCAUCAAACUAUCACUGAGAUGGCUGGGGUCAUAACAAGCCCUGGAUAUCCAUUAUCCAUGACCAAAGCCGAUUACCGCUGGACAUUCAUGACAAAUUUGACACGUGGGCGUGUGGCUCUCUAUUUUGACGUACUAGAUUUGCAGCGUUAUGAAGGUAACAGCAAAGUCUACAUCCAGAAUUCACUUACAGUGUAUCAUGGACUGACUACCGUGCUGAGUUUACCAAGAAAACUUCACUUCUACUCAUCUUUUUCAACUCGUCGAAUUAUUAAUAGACAGUAUGGCAAGGGAAUGCGAGUGAAGUACUUUCUCUAUAAUGAACCAGUUCCUCUUCUAAACAAUUGGACCAUAUCACUCUCGAUCUCCAACAAUGACRGAAUCACUGCAAAUUGGACUCAAGUUAAUGUUAAAGGCUAUGAUAUUUUAGGAUUUUUGAUUACUUGCAAUUCAACACAARAUUGGGCUAACGAAGCAGUUUACGCGUUUGGAGAAAACAGUUCAACUUCUGCGACUUGUAAUGGGCUGAUCGGGUACACUAACUAUGACGUGUACGUGUUGGUGAUGUUAAAAAAUCAGGAGACUGGGACAUGUACAACAUACAAGAGUUCAAUGGCGUCAAUAACAACUCCUAARUCAUCCCCAAGUACUAUUGGUCCUCAAAGAGAUUACAGCACUGAUAUUACACCAACUACAGCAGCUAUUAGUUGGAAGCCACUCCCCGGAAAAUAUACUCUUGGAUAUACUGUACAACUCUACAGUUAUUCCACUAGCACUUAUUACAAAAAAAAUAAGAACCAAUGUUCCAUCGGUGGUAUUUAGGGAUCUUUUACCUGCGAGCAGAUAUAGAGUGGAAAUUAAAGGCUACACUGCAGCUGGAAGAGGACCAUAUCAAGACUAUUAUUAUUUUUCAACAAAAUGUGGAGGUACUAUAGAAAGACAACUGCAUGGCAAGAUACARAUGUCGGAUGCUAAUGUUUGGUCUGAAACAUGUAUUUGGAAAAUUAUUGCACCCACUCAAAACACGCUGAUCCUAUUCCAUAUGAAAUCGCUGAAGAUACCAUUUUCCUUUGAUUGCUGGGACUCCUCCUUGACCAUUAAGGGCGACCAAGGAAGUUCUGYACAAGGCAGACUGUGUGGCUCAAGGCAUUCUUUGUCUUUCAUCUUACUUGGUUUUGCUGAAGUAAAACUAUAUUUGACAAGACCAUUUUGGUCGACUCACAUGUUCUCCUCUUUUUUCAUGCUUGAAAAUGGACUUGAAAAUGUUCCAUCCAUCAAGUCAUGGAAAAUUUUGUCUUUCAAAAAAAGUUCAACAUCAGUCAACGUCAGCUGGGAUAAAUACCCAGGAAAAGAAAGCGUCAGCAAAUACUUUGUGAUUUGCACUGCUAGAAAAGUUUCAGUCUCCUCAACCGAUGAAAAAAAAAAUAGUUUGGUGGUUCAAAACCUGUUAAAAGGCACUGAAUAUGAAGUAGCAGUACUGGCAAUACUUGGAAAUCCCUCGUUUUUUAACUUCGCAAAAGUUGAUAUGACUAUUUUCAAAAGUCAAGAAGUUGUUGUAAAGACUGCGGAAGAUGCUCCAGGUAAACCGCCUCAACAUGUCCAAGCGUGGAAGUCUGGGUCAAUUGUUGUUGUUUCUUGGAAGCCUGUUGACAAGGAGUUCACUAAUGGUGUAAUUGUUGGAUACUAUGUUUACUAUCGCCGGCAAUCAGGGGCAGAUUUAGGUUAUUGGGAAAGAGUGCACGUAAAGUCUUAUAAAACAAAGAUCUAUCUCAGAAAUUUGUGGUCUGAUACAAAKUACAGGGUCGAAGUAUCUGCCGCCACAAAAGUUGGAGAAGGUCCAAGAAGCAGAAGWAUAUUCGUCACUACAGGUGCUUCAAAUAAUAUGGAUGACAGGAUUAGGUAUCUAGGACUUUGGUGAACGAAUACCAGCAAGACGGCACUUCCUUUCAAAGCCCAAAUGCGGAUUCCAAGCAAUGAUUAUAUUGUGAUUGCARAACUUUGGCCUGACACAAGGCUGUGAGAGCAGGCUCUGUUGAAGAGAAUUUGGACAGAGYGAUUCGAGAGAGACUGGCUAACAAAACUUUAUCCCCAAUGCUUUGUUCAUUGAAUAUGUGUUUGUGUUCUGAUAAAUAAUMAUCGAUUAGUAAUGGCAUGCUUAGUAAUUUKGGRAGGACCACAAUGAUCUUGGACAAAAUGUCUUGGGACUUUCGCAUGAGUUUAGUUGAGUUUGUGAUGUUCAUUCACAAUUACUGCCUUUGUUUGUCUAUUUUCUCCUUCCUAAACCCUUUCGCACCCUGGCAAAURCUGUAGUUGUGUGGUUGACGGCUUGCUGUCGGUACUGUGUAUGUUGAGGGGGCGGUUUCGAGUGUAAAAGAGCAACUAUAGGCGAUACUAUCUAAAUUAACCCUUUAGCCUGAAACAUGAUUAUCAUCGAGACUCAUUGUUAUGAGAAAACUGUGUUUACAAAUAAAAAAAUGAAAGUUUGUGUGCAAUAAACCCUUUUCUAGAUCUCUUUUACUCUGUGUUAGCCUCAAUUGUGUGAGCAAAAUAUUCAGAAAUUUAAAUAAAACUCGUGAAAUUUCAAGCUAUUUCCGUUGUCUUUAUAAAUACUCACGGAUCUCUUGCAUUUGCACGGAAUGUUAGUGAAUAAAAUAAUUUAUUACAUGGUUUUGAGGCUAACACAGCGUAAACGAGAUCGCUAAAAGGGUUUAUUGAGGAAUCCAUCUAAAAUAACGUAACCCUAUAGCCCGAAACGUGCUCCCGAAUAAUUUUGUCCAAGAUUAUAAUCCAUUUUAGAUAUCUUAAAGUAAUCAAACAUUUAUUGGGAACUCAUUUCUCUAGUUUUGCUUUCCAGUUAUCAAAUAGUUUGAUAUAUUUUUUUAAAGUUCUUAUAGUUUAGUGAUAUAUUAUUUCAACGUAUGGCCCAAGUACAGCUGUUUGCAAUAAUUCUGACCCCCUCUGCCAUAUUUCAUAUAUAUCAAACUGAC